This is a messenger RNA of Puntigrus tetrazona (Sumatra barb), 5784 nucleotides long. RefSeq names its product fibroblast growth factor 6a (gene fgf6a). Bases 1909 to 2526 code for a protein of 205 amino acids. The transcript is spliced from 3 exons. Gene Ontology annotation, molecular function: growth factor activity; fibroblast growth factor receptor binding. Gene Ontology annotation, biological process: positive regulation of cell population proliferation; animal organ morphogenesis; positive regulation of gene expression. NCBI's taxonomy places the organism in Eukaryota, Metazoa, Chordata, Actinopteri, Cypriniformes, Cyprinidae. Gene Ontology annotation, cellular component: cytoplasm. The record is from RefSeq and is a predicted model, not a curated record.
GUUUCCUGCAACAGUGGCAUAUAUAAAUAAUUUUCACUUUUCAAAACAUUUCCAGUGGAUAAAAUGCUUAUUUCUAAUUGAAUAGUCUCCCAGUGAAAUACAGAGUAACAUUGUUUCAUGUUAAGUUGAACUUAUUUUAUUUUUCUCUCUCCUUUUUUCCUACAUCAUAAAUCUAUAGUUUGAUUUAAUUAAAUAUUUAUUAGGCUAUAUUAAAGAGAACUAUCUAUAAAAAGAACACAAGCUUAAUUUUUUCGUAAUCCGUUAGCGAAUGUUUAAAUGACGAUUGGUUAAUCGUUUUAUGUCAGCUGAGGAUAAAACCUUUCCGCUGAAGAAAUGGCAUCAAACUCAUUUUGAUGCUGUAAAUUAGUGCAGUGUCAUGUUUUGAAGUGGAUCCAUGUUACGUGACACACAACUAUUCAAUGUUCUCUUUUGUUCCUUGAAUUAUAGACUUCUGAAGUGUUUGGACAAUUAAUGCGGUAGAUAAAUGGGUCAGGAUUUUGCAUGUAAAAAAACAAACUGCAUUGCGCUUUAUUUGGCAUCCAUAGGGAUUAUGUCUGACUCAGUUUUAAUUAUAGUUUAUUCAUUACUUUCCGCCCUGAAUUCAGAGGAAUUAUUUGUUUGCAUUCAGAGAUGAUUAAAAAUAUUUAAAAAUAAUAAAUAUACACACACACACACACACACACACUAGAAUUCUGGUCUUAUAAUCACUGCAUUUUAAGUUAUUAAAAAAUGCUGAUAUUGCAGAAACUUUUCCCUGUAUGGUUAAACGAUAAACUAAUAUUAACAUAAUUUGCCAUUUUGACUGAUUUAGGUUAAUUAGAUUUGAGUAGUGGACUUUUGAUACGCCAGUCUCAAAUAUCACUAAUCCCCAAGGAAAUUAAAAUUUAAAUCUUAAUACUUCAUCCAAAAGAAUUUGCGAGGUUUUCAACAAUGCCAUAUUCAACAUUUGACCAUACGCUGGGACCUCGCGCUGUACAAGGUUACGGAUAACUAAUCAUAAUGAUGGCAAUAAAUAAUCUAAAAAAAUAUUUCAAGCACUCGCAGGGUAAAAACUGGAGUGACUCGUAAAGUAUUCGACGCGCUUGAGAUUUCAACAUAAUAAGACAGCGCCACCUGUUGGACAUUUAGGCUCUUUAAUUUUUAUGUACCUGCCAGGUGUAAAAGAUCUAUCUAUCGAUCUGUCUGUCUAUCGAGUGCUCAAUCAUUUAAGCGACAUCGGCGAUUAAAAGAGUUCAGCUCGCGCUCAAACGUGCCUUACUAUGCGCUUUUACCGAGAUGAAUAAAUCAAGGGGGCACAUUCAAAAUAUAGCUUAGUGAAAGCUUCCUGAGCAAACAGCGCAGGAAGUGUUUUGCAAGAUUGACAUGGCUCCGCGGUGACAACUGGCCUGUUUUUACACCUUCCUUCUAAAUAAGGAAGCGGCCCGUCGGGCAUAUGACCGCCGGUCCAAUUUGGGAGCUGCCAACGGAGCCCAUCAUCACGCCCCAUGUUCUCUCGCGCUCACUCUCGCGCUCGCUCUCCCCGGGCCCGCUCGCGCGGAUCGACGGCGAUUGGGUUUUGGCGUUCAAACCGACCCCCGGCGGCGGUGAGGUCAGCGUGAUGUCAUCCCGAAGGUGAGUGAUGUCAUCCCGAAGAUCUCCCAGGCAAGGUGAGCUUGCAUUUUGGUGAGUGUGUGGUGCUCCCCAUCCAGAGAGGUGAAACAUGGUAAUCAUCAUCGCCGCCGCCACCGCCACCAGCUCAAGCUCUGCCGCCCUGCUCUUCUCAUCUGCCGAGGGGCUUAUUGCGUUACACGCUCGCAGCCCCGACCUGCCUUCCAAAAAUAAGCCCCUGCCACCAUGCCGAAAGAAGAAAAACAAGAGUGGUAUUUUUAGGGGCAUUAAUUUUGACCACGUGCCCCGAGGGUAAACCGGAUGGCCACUGCGCAAAGGUUCCUCAUCAGUAUGUGCGAGAGCAGCGGGCGCUGGACGUGGACUGCGGUUGUUCUGCUGGGCUUUCUGCUUGGGAUCGUGUCCUCCUACCCCAUCUCGAACAGGACUAAUGCAACUUCACUGGAGAAAAGGUGGGAGACGCUCUUCUCCCGCUCCGUUUUGGGGAUCUCGGUGGAGAAAUCGGACCUGAACUGGGAGAGUGACUAUUUGCUGGGCAUUAAAAGAGUGCGGAGGCUGUACUGCAACGUGGGCAUCGGGUUUCACCUGCAGGUCCUGCCAGACGGAAGGAUAAACGGUGUCCAUAAUGAGAACCAGUACAGUCUAAUAGAAAUCUCAGCGGUAGAGAGAGGAGUGGUUAGUCUGUACGGCGUGAACAGCAAGCUGUUUGUCGCAAUGAGCAGCCGCGGAAGGUUAUACGGAACGAGGGCCUUCCGUGACGAGUGCAAGUUCAAGGAGACACUGCUGCCCAACAAUUACAACGCAUAUGAGUCUUCCAUUUACAAGGGCUUUUAUAUCGCCCUCAGCAAACACGGCCGCUUGCAGCGAGGCUACAAGGCUUCCCCAGCAAUGACUGUCACACAUUUCCUCCCACGUUUAUGAGCAAACCUGGCAAUAACACAGUAAUUUGCACAUGUUGGAUGUUCUCGUAGGUAACCCAAACAUGCUAAGAGGUGAACUGCAAAGAACUAAAAUAACACUUACAGUAUUUAUUCUCGUUGAAAUAAUAAUAAUAAUAAUAUAUGUAUAUUUCGGUAGCUUACUUUGUGUCUGAACUUUGUGUACAUGCCAUUCUUUGCUGCUUAUGAUUUCUAUUAUGAAUAUUAUGAGAGUCGAGGAGCUUUUUUUGCUCUCACUUUUUAUGGGUGCUUGCCAUAACUGGUGUAAACCUUACCCGGCAUUGGACUAACAUCCUUAGCUUUUACAGUGAAAUGGAUACUUUUUAUUACCUCAAAGAGCCACGUCCGCAAUGAAAAAAGUUAUGGAGGGAAAAAUAAAUAUCAGUUUACUCUGAUCUUCACAUGUUCCACCAUUUUUCUAGGUAGAUGAAAGCACUUAUUUUUCAUGAUUAGGUCGUGCCUUAGCCUCUACUAUUUUGCCUCCUUUUAUGCAUGCAAGAAAGAGGUUUUUGUUCCAUAUUUAGAUCAAUAACCAAAUAGUCGACAUUAAAAACCUAUUGCAUGCAUCUGCAUUGGGAGUUAAACUCAGAGAGGGCUAUUUUACGCCUCGUGUAAGUUCAGAAUCGGACUGAAAGUCUGUGGACGGCUAGUCCUGAAAGGUUUGGGUGCUUCCAUUUGAAUAAAUAUUGAUCAAGCUAGUGAAAUGCACAGAACUGCAUUAAUCUUGAAUUAUGUGGCACGAUUAUAUGAUAGCAUAGCUGUUGCUUAGUAAUAAGAAAACUGCUGAUUUGAUUCAUCAGAUUAAAUAUAGCGUGUGAUUAAGCUCUUUUUUUAAUCAUGUGUAUUGAUAUUAGUGGUGUCUAUGUUUUACCUCUACAGUCAGUGAGGGCUCAUUCACCAACAUGUUGACUGCAUACUUGAACUCCACCUCAAAAAGUCUUUGGAAUGUAAAAACCAAUAUAACCGUCUUAAUCUGUUCGAGAUAACAUAAUUUGCAUUACUUUAUGUUCGGUUACAAGCAUAGACCUGAACACCUGUGCACACUGCUAAAUUCCCAAGUCAGAUGACUUUGUCUAGAGGAUUUGCUUCAAGUCACACUUGAAAUUGAAUUGAACUUCGGUAUUUGUAGGCAUUCCCCUUCCUUUGCCCCGCUUUUUUGUUAUACAACUACAGGAAUAGUUCGGCCAAAAAUUGGCUGUAGAUGUACUCUCAGACCAUCUAAGAUGUAGAUGAGUUUGCUUGUUCAUUUGAAUUUUUUGUUUUUGAGAAAUUUAGCGCAUUCUUAGGCAUCCUCUGCAGUGAAUGGGUGCCGUCAGAAUGAGUCCAAACUGCUUUUUAAAAAUGUAAAUAAUCUGUAAGUAAUCCACACGAAUCCAGUUCAUAAAAAAUGCCUUAUGAAGUGAAAAGAUGCAUAUUUGUAGUAAAAAGAAUCCAUUAAGAUGUUUUUAGCUUCAAACAAGUCUUAUUAUCCAUAAUAUUGCUUGUUUUGUCUAAUGAGAAAAAAUAUGUUGGAUCAAGCAAACUUGAGCCAAAAUAGUUGUAAAAAAUGUUGGUGAAUUUUGAUAUUGUACAAAUGCUCAGCUUUUCACAAAAGAUGUGAACUGAUGGACUGGAACCACGUGGAUUACUUGUAGAUUAUUGUAGUGUUUUAUUCGCUGCCUGGACUCUCAUUCUGACGGCACCCAUUCACUGGAGAGGAUCCAUUGCCAAGUAAUAUUCUCCAAAUCUGUUUCAACAAGAAAACAAACUCUUAUAGAUCCUAUUUGGUCUGAGGACGAGUAAUUUUUAGGUGAACUUCUCCUUUAAAGAAAUAUUAAAUUCAGACAGAUUUAUUAGAACAUCCAGUUGAAGGCUGAGGCUCUCAUUUUCCAUCUUCAUUUUUCUUGCGGUUGCUGCUCCCGCUGCAAUCAAGCUCUGUUUUUAUGUUUGCUACAAACCCUUAAAACACGUACAAAACACAUCAUGUUAGAACACGUGUUGGAUUUCUGUCGCAGCUGCAAUGUGCAGAACAGAAUUAAAGGUUUGAUAAUCACUGCAGCACUAGCAAGUACAUAUUGACCUUGAUUUUGAGACAUAUUAAUGAUACAAAGGAGAAGGAUGUUAUUUUUUAUAACAGUUAUGGCUGGGAUGUUUGAGUCAGGUACACUGAUAUUUAGAUUAUAUACAAUAUGCUCAUGGAGUGUGUUUGUGACUUUUGUUUUCUUAAAGGUAUAUUUCAUCCAAAAAUGAAGAUUACUCGCCGUUGUAUCUUUCCAAACCUGUGUGACAUUUUUUUCUUUUGUGGAAUGUAAAAGAUAUUUUGAAGAAUGUUUUGGACCCUAUUGACUCAUUAUAUGGAAGUUACAUGGGUUUAGAACGACAUGAGGGUGAAUAAAUAAUGACAUAAUUUUCAUUUUUGGGUGAACUGUCUCAGCAGUAUUAAAACUAUGGUCUACGGCUAUGGUCAUUUUUCAAUGUUCUGGGAAUAAAGAGAGAUUUUCAGCCGUACUGUGUUGAAAAUAUGAACUUUAUAUUAGUAUUGACGGCUAUGGAUUUAAAAUUCUUUGUACCCCAAUAUGGCAUGCAAUGUGAUUGCUUCAAUGAAACUGUCAAAAUGACUGCUUUUUUAUGUAUGUGAUGACUGAUGUUAAUUUAUUGAUAUGUAUCUCCACUGUACCCUGUCCUCUACCACAUUUCUGAUCUCUUUAAACUUAGACGAAACGAAAAAUAGAAUUUUGCAUGGUUUUUAAUGCAAAAUGAUGGACAGAAAUGCGCAUCUAGAAGUUAAGCCCUCUAAAACUAAGUGCUUAUACAGAAACGGCUAUUUCUCAUGUAAGUUCCACCUGUCUCUUUGUACUGUACUUUGUCUCCAGCUUUGAAAUGGCCCCAAUUGCGGCUUGCGAGAUGAUUGUAAGGGGUGGUGCAUGUGUGUGUGUGUCCUUGUACGUAUGCAGCCUUUGUGUUUUCUCAGUUUUGUAUUCCUGCACUGAGGGGCAGACGCUUCCUCCAAAUUCCCCUCCUAUUUUCUAACAUAUACCUCACCUUCUGCCUUAGUUCCAAUUUGUUGAAAUGAUUGUACGAUUUGUUGGAGACGACAAACUUUUUGCCAAUCAUUUUGUUCUCUGAAAAAAAAAAAUGAAAAAAGAAAAAAUGAGUAAGAAUUCUAAUAUAUUAAGAAAAUGUUUCCUUUUAUUUUUAUACGUAUGUGCUGUGCACAGCAGCCAACUGUAUUACUGAAAUGAAAAUAAAAGGUUGUUUUUUA